Molecule: messenger RNA, 7009 nt
Organism: Epinephelus lanceolatus (giant grouper)
Lineage: Eukaryota; Metazoa; Chordata; Actinopteri; Perciformes; Serranidae
Product: acyl-coenzyme A thioesterase 11-like
Biological process (GO): acyl-CoA metabolic process
Cellular component (GO): cytoplasm; cytosol
Molecular function (GO): lipid binding; long-chain fatty acyl-CoA hydrolase activity
Source: RefSeq, a predicted model, not a curated record
ACUACAAACACACUGAACCGACCUCAGGGACACAGACAGAGACGGAGAGACACAAGCCUGACACAAGCCCAAACCUACAGGACACAAAAGAAGCUGCAAAAAGAAACCUUUCUCCUUUCAGUCUCGAAGAUGAGUUCCAGACUGUCAGGUGAUCCAGAGAAGGAGGAAGAGGAAGAUAAUGAGGAGGAGGAGGAGGGAGAAGGAGAAGAGAGCCUCAACCCAACAGAGGUGAAAAUGAGUCAGAUAGUGAUGCCCUGCCACAGCAACCAUCGACAGGAGCUGAGCGUGGGACAACUGCUUAAGUGGAUAGACUCCACUGCCUGCCUUUCUGCUGAGAGGCAUGCUGGGAGUCCCUGCGUCACUGCCUCUAUGGAUGACAUCCACUUUGAACACACCAUCAGUGUGGGUCAGGUGGUGAACAUCAAGGCAAAGGUCAACAGAGCCUUUAACACCAGCAUGGAGGUGGGCAUACAGGUGAGCUGUGAGGACCUGUUCUCUGAUCGUCACUGGAGGGUUUGUCACGCCUUUGCCACCUUUGUUACUCAGCGCACAAACACGGGAAAAAAGGUGAUCCUGAAGCCAAUUGUACCUCACACUGAGAAAGAGCAGGUUGAAUACAGUGUGGCUGCUGAGAGACGGAGGGUCAGGAUGCUUCACGAUGACAUCAUCAAAGAUCUACUCUCCCAUGGGUCGAUCCAGCAGGUCGACAGCUCAGCAGUAGCCAAUGCGGUGGCAGCAGAGAAGACCAAGGUGGAGAGUGUUGAACUGGUUCUACCCCCGCAUGCUAACCAUCAGGUAAAUACAUUUGGAGGUCAGAUCAUGGCCUGGAUGGUGAAUGUAGCUACGAUUGCUGCCAGUCGUCUUUGUCAGGCUCACCCGACUCUGCAGGCCAUCGACAUGUUCACCUUUAGAGGACCUUCUCAGGUUGGUGACAGACUGCUGCUGAAAGCUAUAGUCAACAACGCCUUCAAAAGCAGCAUGGAGGUGGGGGUGCGAGCGGAAGCCUACCAGGAGGAAGGGCCUAACAGACACAUAAACUCUGCAUUCAUGACAUUCGAGGUGCUUGACGACCAGGGGAAGCCAUGUGCGUUACCGUGGAUUCGACCCGAACCCUUGGAAGGGGAGAGAAGGUUUCAAGAGGCCAUAGCAAGGAAGAAGAUCAGAUUGGACAGAAAGUACAUCAUUUCCCACAAGCAGGGCGAGGUCCCUCUGUCUGUACCCUGGGACCCCAGAAACCAGGUGUAUCUGAGCUAUAACAAUGUUUCAGCUCUGAAGAUGUUGGCUGCUAGAAAAAACUGGCGCCUCAGCUCUGAGAAAGACAAGGUUCGUCUUUACACCUUGGAGUACAAGUCCAUGUUGAGUUUCAGGGUGGAAUCAGAGGUGGAUGUACCCGCUCACAGAGCUUUUAGUCUGCUGGCUGAGCUGAGCAACAGGACGAGCUGGGACACACAUUAUCAGAAUUGUGAGCUGAUUCACCGGGUGGAUGAUGAUGACUUUCUGUAUCGUGUGGUGACCCCAUCAGUGCGGCAGGGUGGAGUAGGUUCCCCGACUUCAGCCCUCCAGGGAGAAGGGAUUCGCCAGGACUUCAUCUUGUUGGCUUCUAAGAGGAAGCCGUGUGGCAGCGGAGAUCCAUACGUCAUUGCACUGCGUUCAGUGUCCCUGCCCACUCACCCUCCCGUAGAAGGUUAUAAUAGAGGAGAGGUUCUGUGUGCUGGAUUUACCAUACUAGAAACCAAAGACAACAAGUCACUGAUCAGUUACUUCAACCAGGCAUCUCCAGAGGUUCUUCCCUACAUCUCCACAGAUAUUGCUGGCCUCUCCUCCUCUUUCUACCACAGCUUCUGCUCCUGCAGCCAAUACCUGACCAGGAACAGACUGCAGUCUGCCUCUGAGGUGCAAACAGACCAAUACCAGGCCACGAGUACAGACAGUCCCACCUGUGAUAAUGAAGCUGACAAUCUGUCAUCUGCCCUCCACAGCACCAAGCUGUAGACAGUCAGUGGUACUUUAGGGCUGGGCGAUAUGGAGACAAUCAAAUAUCAUAAUAUUUUUGACCAAAAAAAUUAUAUUCAAUGAUAUUGAAGGAUUAACCUUGGGUGCUUUGACAAAAUAUUUAGACAAUUAGAUUUUUGAGAAAAAAUCAUCAGUAAUGUGGAUAGAAGUAGAUAAGGCAAACAAUAGAACAGCAACAGCUAGAAUAGUCUGUUUAAGUUCAAACAUUUACAGCACUUUACUGUGAUGCAGCUUUUAAAACCAGCAUUAAUGAUAUCCACUCUCUAUGACUACAUCUGUUUCAUAUCUGUAAUAAUGAUAUAUUGCCCAGCCCUACUUUCCAUACCAGUUCACGUCACAAAUUGUAAAGUGAGGUCAAGCUACUGUUUAUACAACGUAGUAUGAUUAACACUGUUGAAGUGUUCAGGAAAACGAAAGGUGACGUUUACAUUAUUUUUUUGUCAAAAUUUGUUUUUAAAAGAAGCAGUGUAUAAAAUUUAAGGGGACUCAGUGGCAUCUAGCAGUGAUGAUAGCAGAGUACAAAAAGCUAAAACCUCUCCUAGUUAGAAUUUAUUUCAGUGUUCGUUGUUUAGGAGGUUUUUACCAGGAGUCUCUUCCUCUCCAAAACAAAUAGACCAGGUAAUUAAAACUGGUAAUAACACUGAAUAUAGCGUUUUCACAUCACAAAUCAGUAUUUUUCCUAUCCUGCUCAACACAUCACAGAAGGGCCGCUAGGCCAGCCCCUGCUACUGUGUGCUCACCUUUUUUCCCCUGAUGACUUAAGAUCUAGAUAUUGAGGAGUUUUUUUUUUUAACCAGGAACCAGAUUAUCUACAGAGGUCUCUUCAUCUUCAAAACAAAAAGACCUGAGGCCUGUACUAUGAAGCAGGAUUUGGAGUUAGUGAGGUAACUUCAGGGUUCAGUCUAGGUUUUCAGUACUACGAAGCUGGUUGUCUUUUUACCGGGAUGAAUCACUUACGCAGAACAGCUAACCUGCUCCGGAGCAGGUUAAGUUCAGACUUUCUGAUCACAGCUUGUCAACAUCCUGACCUCUGACCAAUUAGAUCACUGAAGAAAAAAGUAUCUAUGGAUACAAGUCUGGAGUCUCAGGUAAAAAAGAGUAACCUAUAUAUUGUUAUAGGUCAGUAGAAUAAUUUCAUUGUUCCAGGGCUCUAUUUCCACUUGUUUUAAAACAGAGCUUCUAACAAACAUAGAGAUCCUUUACAACACUAAACACAUGAUUUUUACUCAUGCUUAGUUUAUUUUAGUUCACAGUGAUAGUGUUGAUAUUUUACACUCUGAUUCCAUCACUGCAGCUCAAAAUAACUUGACACGCCUUGUUAUGAGAACUAGGGAGAGAAAGACAAUCUUUUAUUAGUGACAUAAUCCACACACAGUUAAUUAGCUCCAGUUAUUAUAAAUGCAACAUUUGGGUCAGAUAGACCUCAUCAGUCAUUAACUUGGCUACUUUUCAGCCUUUUACUUCAGUAGCAGAAACAGUCUGACAUUACUUUAAAGUGUUUUAUGUGACAUAUCAAAAUACUCUAAUACUAAUACUAGGCUAAAUAAAUAAAUAACAUAUCAAUGUCACAUAUAGCCUAGGUAUACCUAUACGUAAAUUAAGUCUUGGCUAAUGGUGUAUUUUUGGAUAGUAUUUUCAAUAUUUCUACAUUUUCCAUUAUAAGAUUACAGAGCAUUGUUUACAUUAAGAUUUUACUGUCUUGCAGACGCAAACACUUUCAGUACCGUUUCAUCUCAUAUCGUGUGAAGCACCCUACUUCAUUCAUGGUUCUGAUGAUGUCGCUUGAAAUUAACAGCCCUGUCUCUUUCACAUGAAAGCGCUCAUGGCUGGAAAGGGAAACCUAGAGUUGACUGAACUACUUCAUAACCAGCUUUGUAGUACCGGUUAUCUAGUCGGACAAUGUUAGGGGUAGUCAAACCAGAUAACAAAAAGAUAUCUAGGGUAAGUUGAACUGGCUUCGUAGUACAGGCCUCUGGUUAUAUAAACCAGUAAAAAAACACUGACUAAUGCUGUUUUACAUUACAAAUCAGUGUUUUUCCUGCGUUGUCAUUGUGGAAGGGCUGCUGACUACGGUAGCUGAUGCAAAAAUGUGAAUAGCACUAUCUAGAGCCAAUGUUUGAUUUGUCCGUUCUGGGUUACUGUAGAAACAUGGUAGUGCAAUACGGUGAUCUCCGUAGACAAGGACCAGCUCCCAAUGUAGAUAUAAAUGGCUCACUCUAAGGUUACGAAAACACAACAGUUCUUACUUUCAGGUGAUUAUACGUGAAAGAAAACAAAAGUAUAAUAUUAGAUUUAAUUUCUGUCAAUAUAUCACCCUAAAUCCUCCACACUGGACCUUUAAACAAAGGUGUUAGUAUAGAAAAUCUAAGAUCAAAGUGAGCAUGGAAAAAAAACUGUCUCAGACACUCACAUAGACACAAUAUUUAACCAGAGUCCGAUGUAAAACAUAGACCUGUGCUGUCUCAAUUUGCAAUUUUCCAUACGUACACUUGCUAUUUUGAGCGCAUAAGUGCAUUCACACUGACAAGCAUGGCAAAAUGCAGUGCACUGUGAGUACUAUACCCUAUAUUAAUAUUGAUCAAAAAGUUGAGAGUGGAACGCUGGACUCCCACCAUCAUUUGAUUGCCAUCUCGGCUUUGAGCACAAGGGAGUGGCCACCAAACUUGUGAAAAUGGUGGCCUAGGAAGCUGCAGUUGUUCCAGUGAAUAAGCAAAGAAACUGGCAGAUAUUUUCGUGGGUGACAGUCGUGGUCAAAUGUUGGUGGUAAUGCUCUGUCUAUUUACAGUUUGCCAUUACAUAGAAGAGUUCAAACGUUGAGACUGUCAUUUCUGAUAAGUACCAACAGCCAUGUUCGAUAUGAAUCAACACUAUCCUGUAGAACUUCAUGCACUAUGCAAGUACAUAAUGUACUAUAUGGAAGUGUACUAAUAAAGCAAGUACAUAAUGUACACAGCACUGAUUUCACUGAUUUGGCAAAUCUAACUGUAACCAAAUUUGUAAAUCUAACCAAGUAUGGGGUUUAUAGGAAAUGCAGGGUUCAUUUUUAGAAACACUAAGAGUGGCAUUAAGUGGUGAGAGAAUUGUUCCCAUUUUCUGUCUAGAAUUAGCACAAGGUAACAUCUGUCUUUUGAUAAAAACAUUGAUGUUUCAUUAAAUGCUUUUAUAGGAAUUUUAAUAAAAUGUUUUUAAAAAAUAUGUUUGCUAUAUCUGUACAAUCAGAAUUCAACUGUAAAUGACACAACAAAAUACAAUUACACAACUGCAGUAUGCCACACUGCUGAGACACUUCAGUCUGGACCAAAGUGGUCUACUGACCAACCAACUGACUGACAUUGCCACGGUCGGAGUUGAGGUGAUUAAGAAUUAGUAAUAAAAUUUGGUUGAAUCUAAAUAUUUUGAGAGAGACAGUAGCACAGUAUAAACAGUUAGUCUAUAGACAUGCUAGCUCUGUAAGGGUGUAAUGCUCACUGUAAAGAAAACCAAUUAAGAUGAGUCAAAGCUGAUGUCUAAAUGUUAAAAUUGGCAAGUGGAUUGUGUCACAGGAACCUUUUUUUGUAUCGUGUAUCAAAGGGAUUUAUUCACUUAUGAGCAAGAAAGAGAUGUGUGUGGCACUAUUCCUCGUUUUUUUGUGGCAUGAUGGUGCAAGCAGAAACAUAAAUUAUGUCCUAAAGUUCCUUGUGAGAUUUGAUAUCAGCAAAGUGAUUACAGUUCCUUCUGGGAGGAUAAUGAAUGUCUUUACAAUGGAGAGCUGUUCAGUCAUAGACAGACGUCACUGAAACAAAAAGGUCAGCCUCCUUGUGGUGUUGGAGGAAAAGUUUGGGGAAUCAUUAAUUGUCAAGUUUUACUCAGGACCAAAGUGCUGGACCAACCACACGAUUGGAAGUGUGAUCCUGAAAGUCCCAUGGGAGCAUAGCUAUGUUCCUAGAAUCCUAUGAUUCUCAGGUCAUAUGCUCCUAGGCUCCCAUGUAUCCUAGUUUAAUAUUCUGUUUACAUACAUUAACCCUGUUGUUGUGUUUGGGUCCCAUUUGACCUGUUUCAUGUUAAAUAUUUCAGAAAUAAACUAACCUUACCUUAAAGCUUUUUCAUAAUCUUAUUAUGUUUACCUAAUGCUAAAUGUUUAAUAAUGUUUUUUCUCCCUUUUUAAAUGCCGUCUCUUUUAUUUUAAUGAAUUGGUUGACUUAUUCCCAUCAUGUGCUAUAUUGAGCUGCGGAACAUAGGACCCUGAGAACAUAUAACCCUGUGUAGAGCUUGGGAACUUCGGAUUAUGGGAACAUAAGACCCCUUGUCGUAUAAAUCUGGAGAACAUAGGACUCUGGGAAACACAGGACGUCAGGGACAUAUAAUCCUAGGAGAGCAAUAAUGUAGAACUUAGGAACUUCGGACCCUGGGAACAUAAGACCCUUUGCCAUAUAAAUCUGGGGAAGGGUAGGACCUUGGGAAACACAGGGCGUUGGGAACAUAUAAUUCUGGGAGAGCACUAAUGUAGAAUUUGGGAACUUUGGACCCUGGGGACAUACGAUUGUUUGUCAUAAAUUAGGAGAACGUAGGACCCUGGGAAACACAGGAUCUAGGGGACGUAUAAUUCUGGGAGAGCACUAAUGUAGAACCUAGGAACUUUGGGCCCUGGGAACAUAAGACCCUUUGUCAUUCCCCAUUAUGUUCCAUUUAAAUCUUGGGAACACAGGACCAUGGGAACAUAGGGAUAGGCAUAGUUAACUAUGUAGGCUAAUAGAUUUAGCAUGCCAGCUUCUGUUCUGGCAUCAAAGAGGUGCAACAAAAUUAUGUAGGUUGCUGGAAGUGAGGUAUUUUAUAGCUGAACCUAAACCUGCUAACAGAUUCUGUACCGUUAUUUUAGCCAUGCCAGUGGCUCUAGGGAUGGCAACAGUGGUCAGUGCUUUGGUUCGGACUGAAAUGUCUUGGCAACUGCUGAAUGGAUUUUAGUGCAAUCCUUUAUAGACAUUCAUGGUCAGUCCUAUUGACUUUGGUGAUCCCCAGA